AUGCAGUUCGCAACAGAUUGGGAGUUCAAGCACGUGACCUCCUCACCAAGAUACCCGAGAUCUAAUGGCAAAGCAGAAUCUGCUGUUAAAAUUUUCAAGAGUUUGUUCAAAAAAGCUUUUAAAGAUAAUAGAGACCCUUGGCUUGCUCUUCUCGAUUAUCGCAACACUCCUACUGAAGGUAUGAAGUCAAGCCCCACUCAGCACCUCAUGUCACGAAGAACCAGAACACUGUUGCCAACAGCCACUAGCCUACUGCAACCAAAAGUCCUUGAGGGAGUGAACAAGAAGAUCAAAGUGAAGAAACAAAAGGCGAAGUACUAUCAGGAUCGUACUGCAAGAACACUGCCAGAGAUAGAAAUCGGCUAG
Molecule: messenger RNA, 366 nt
Organism: Pocillopora verrucosa
Lineage: Eukaryota; Metazoa; Cnidaria; Anthozoa; Scleractinia; Pocilloporidae
Molecular function (GO): nucleic acid binding
Source: RefSeq, a predicted model, not a curated record